AUGCGUUUAUAUAAAGCUACAAACAAUUUUAAGAACAAUUCCAAGAUUUUGAUACACAUUAAUGGGAUUUGCUUGUUAGCACGUCUCCUUCUUGUUUUCGCUCUGAAUAAUUCCAAGAUUUUGCUUGUUAAGCACCAUGCAAGCACUUCCACUAAAUCGCAACAACGACCAUCUUCGCCAUGGCUAGACCUCUUCUUCUUCCUCUGUUCUCAGCUCUUCUUCUUGCUGCCGCCGUUACACAAUCCGAAGCUUUUUCCAAAACAGUGA
Thlaspi arvense is the source of this 267-nucleotide messenger RNA. NCBI's taxonomy places the organism in Eukaryota, Viridiplantae, Streptophyta, Magnoliopsida, Brassicales, Brassicaceae. The record is from the annotation of a GenBank genome assembly.